AUCAUCUGAUUUUUAAAUCUAACAUAAAUCUUAUAUUAAUAUCCACAGUCGUCAAAUUCUCUCAAUAAUUAUAUAAAUUUCACCAUCUAAUAGUCAAUUAGUACAAUUCGCGGGCUGUGAUUAGAAAAAAUCGCUUCGUCGAUGAUGGAUUCUUUUAUGAAUAAGGGAGGAUUCAAAGCUGCGAAAUGUAAAACUCUGUUGAAACUGACAAUUCCACGAAUAAAGCUUCUGAGGAACAGAAGAGAGAUACAAAUAAAGCAAAUGCGUAGAGAAAUUGCCAAGCUCCUUGAGACCGGCCAAGAAGCCACUGCUAGGAUUCGAGUUGAGCAUAUAAUAAGAGAAGAGAAGAUGAUGGCAGCACAGGAGAUAAUUGAACUAUUCUGUGAGCUUAUUGUUGUACGUCUUCCAAUCAUUGAAGCACAAAGGGAGUGUCCUCUAGACUUGAAAGAAGCAAUUUCCAGUGUAUGCUUUGCUGCACCAAGGUGUGCCGAUCUUACAGAGUUAAUGCAGGUUCAAAUGCUGUUUGCUGGCAAAUAUGGAAAAGAAUUUGUUUCUUCUGCAACUGAGCUUAGGCCGGAAUGUGGUGUCAAUCGCCAGUUGGUGGAGCAAUUAUCUGUUCGAGCUCCGACUCCUGAUGUUAAACUGAAGCUGCUCAAGGACAUUGCUGAAGAGCAUGAGCUAGACUGGGAUCCAAGUGCGUCUGAAAGUGAAUUGCUGAAGCCACAUGAAGACUUACUGAGCGGUCCGACACAAUUUGUCAGCGGUUCUAAGCUGCCCUUUAACAGAGAGAAACAUGACGAACCACUGUAUUCCGCAUCCAAACAAGACACAGAGAAACUGUCUGAUUCUGAUACAGAUUUUGAAAUAUUAGAUUUUCCAGAAGUUCCUAAGCAGCCAUUACAGUCAAGUAAAGGCACUGUAUCGGCACCAGAAAUGCUUCCUUUUCCUGCAUCUGCCCUAUCUGAAAGUUACGAAGAAGAUUCAGAUCCUUCUGGAGAUAACAAAAGUCAGUCAGAAGUGUUGCUGGAGAAAUCAGCUAGCAAAGAACGUGAAUCCCCCGAUAUUUCAUUGGGUCCAGUGGAACACAAACAGUUUGUGCCAUUCAUAUCUCCUCCAUCACCGUCUUCUGCAUCAGUUCCUGUGAGACAAGGCAAUGCACCUCCCCCUGUUGUAGGGAUCAAAAGUGAGAACAAUGUGGAUUUACAGGAUGUAUUGGCUGCUGCUCAGGCAGCUGCUGAUAGUGCUGAUCGUGCAGCUGCUGCUGCCCGCUCUGCUGCUAGUCUUGCUCAGCUUAGAAUCAGUGAACUUGUCAAGAAAAAUAAUGACGUGGUUUCAGAUGGUACAGUUGAAAACCCUUUUCAUGGUACCGAAUCCAAGUUGGAUGACAUAGAAAAGCCUGUUUUGGAUAAUCAAAGCUCGUUUGGUUCUGACGGUGUUUCAGCUUCUCCCAGCGUGCAUCAGGCGUCAAACCUUAUUUUUUUUUAA
Molecule: messenger RNA, 1485 nt
Organism: Olea europaea var. sylvestris
Lineage: Eukaryota; Viridiplantae; Streptophyta; Magnoliopsida; Lamiales; Oleaceae
Product: IST1-like protein
Exons: 6
Coding region: 142-1485 (447 amino acids)
Biological process (GO): protein transport
Source: RefSeq, a predicted model, not a curated record